AUGGCGGACAAUUACCUCGUCAUUUCCAACCCGAGCGCGUGCGUCGCGUCGACCAAUAGCACCCACUGCGCGGCGGAGUUCCGCGUGGCGCGGCGCUCUCUAGGCGUGGUGCCGCAGUCGCAGGAGCAAGUAACCGUUGCCAUGGUUGCGGGGGUGCGAGCGCAAGUCGCGGCGAUCAUCGCGGCGGCGGACGAAAUCAAAGCCAGCAACGUGCGGAACGAUCACUUCACGAACGCCAUGGCGCGGGCCUGCGCGCGGCAGGCGAACAUCGCGCUGCGAUACCUGGGGCAAGCGGGCGACGCCAUCGAAGCCGGCACGAAUCAGCGCGACGUGCCGUAUUGGCUCGCUGCUGCCGACACGCAGGUCGAUAACUGCGUCGAUGGAUUCCAAACCUUCUCGCCCUCGACGGAGGGGCUCCCCGCUUACAUACACCUCGAGUACACGGCUAAGAAGGCGGGUAGCACGCUCGAAGCGCUCGUCUCCAUCACCAACGCCGCCGCGAAAGCCGCCGUAGCCGCCGCAACCGACGUCCCAUCGACGGAGGAGGACGUGGCGCCCGUGCGCGGACGCCGCAUGGCCGUCCGAUCCAGCAGCGGCGCGGGAUCCGCGGGGAGCGGCGCGUUGGACUGGCUCGAGCCGGGCUUGUACGCACAACUGCAGGAGCUUCAGACGAGGAUGAACGCCGAGUUCGCCGCCGGUGCUGGCGGGGAGGAUUCGGUGGGCGGCUACUUGGGGAGAAGGCAAUUAGAUGACGACGAUGAUGAUGACGAGGAGGAGGAGGAUAGGAAGGACGAGGAGAAGAAGGCUAAGAAGGAGCAGGAGAAGAAGGAUAAGGAGGAGAAGAAGAAGAAGAAGAAGAGCAAGGAGAACGAGGACAGCGAAAGCGAUAGCGGCGAUAAGAAGAGCAGCAAGAAGAAGAGCAGCAAGAAAGCGUCUCCCACCGCUGGCCCGAUGGUCGUCAGUCCGUCCCUUACCGCCAGUGCGACCGUCGGAUCUGGGUACUCGACGAUCCAGGCCGCGAUUGACGCCGCACCCGGCGGCACGCGGUUCGUGAUUUACAUCCCCGCGGGGACGUACAACGAGCAGGUGCUUAUAGAGACGACGGAUAUUGUUCUUAUCGGCGCCGGCGCGGAUAAGACGAUUAUCACUGGCGACGAGAGCUAUGGCAGCGGCUCGGGAACGUUCGAGUCUGCCACUGUUGGUGUCGAUAGCGACAGGUUCGUCGCGUUCGGAAUCAAGUUCGUCAACACGGCAGGUCCCGAGAACCACCAAGCCGUCGCGUUCCGCGCCACGGGCGACCAAACAGCUCUUUUCGACUGCGCGUUCGACGGCGCGCAGGACACGCUGUAUGUGGACGCGGGACGACAAUACUACAAGAACUGCUGGAUUGGCGGCUCGAUGGAUUUCAUUUUCGGCGACGCGGCGGUUGUAAUCGACGCGCCGAAGGUCCAACUACACCCGAGCCCUUCGUUUGUGACUAUAACGGCGUCGGGGCGCAAAUCGGAAACGCCAACCGGGAUCGUGAUUCGCGACGCGGACAUCGCGGCGGACAGCGGUACUACCGAGGUGUAUCUGGGCCGUCCGUGGAAGAAAUGCGCCUUCACCGUUUUCAUCAACGCCAAUCUCCCCGCGAAGAAAUGCUCCCUCACCGUUUUCAUCAACGCCAACCUCCCCGCGGUCAGUGAUCGAGAAGGACGGCUGGUUGUCGUGGAACGAGGGCAGCUGCAUGUAGCCUCACCUCUUCCCUGCCUUCUCAUCAUUCCUCAUCACCUCUGUUUCCGCGCCUCCAUCCCUCCGCAGGUGAUCGAGAAGGACGGGUGGCUGUCGUGGAACGAGGGCAGCUGCAUGAUCCUGGCGGAGGCGGGCAGUAAGGGUCCUGGCUGCAUGGUCACUCACCUCCUUUUCACCUCCUUCCAUCCCCUCCUCCCCCAACCCCAUCCACCCUCAUUCCCCCCUCAGGUGAUCGAGAAGGACGGGUGGCUGUCGUGGAACGAGGGCAGCUGCAUGUUCCUGGCGGAGGCGGGCAGCAAGGGGCCGGGCGCGGCCUCCCCCCGCGCGGAUUGGGUGGAGCCGGGGAUUAUCACUGACGUGAGCGGGUAUGACGCGAAUAGCUUCACUGAAGUGAACAGCUGGCUUAGCUGGGCCGGGUAG
Closterium sp. NIES-65 is the source of this 2151-nucleotide messenger RNA. The record is from the annotation of a GenBank genome assembly. Lineage: Eukaryota; Viridiplantae; Streptophyta; Zygnematophyceae; Desmidiales; Closteriaceae.